Megalobrama amblycephala (Wuchang bream) is the source of this 1074-nucleotide messenger RNA. RefSeq names its product folliculogenesis specific bHLH transcription factor (gene figla). The record is from RefSeq and is a predicted model, not a curated record. The coding region runs from base 98 to 754 and encodes 218 amino acids. Gene Ontology annotation, molecular function: protein dimerization activity; RNA polymerase II transcription regulatory region sequence-specific DNA binding; DNA-binding transcription factor activity, RNA polymerase II-specific. NCBI's taxonomy places the organism in Eukaryota, Metazoa, Chordata, Actinopteri, Cypriniformes, Xenocyprididae. The transcript is spliced from 4 exons. Gene Ontology annotation, biological process: regulation of transcription by RNA polymerase II; developmental process.
GUUUUAUCUCUACACACAUAUCUUGCUUUACUUGUGCUAUAUUAGAUUAUUGGCCUACUAUCCUCAUUUAGCAUUUAAAAAAAUAAAAAAUACAAGAAUGUCAGGUGAAAUGACUGGCAGGAAGUUCAGAGCCAUAGUGGGUCUCAUGAAAGUCCCAGAGCGCGAGCUUAUGGGCGAUAUUUUGUUGCGUGAGAGCGCUGAACCUUCACUUCCCGUCCACGUGAAUAUCGGUAAAUUUGUCCGUUUGGAUGACGGCCAGUACAUCGAUACGGAGGACCGAGAUAAAGCUGUUAAGAGACGACAGCUUGCAAACGCAAAGGAGAGACUGCGGGUGAGGAGCCUGAACAGCAUGUUCUCGUACCUUCGCCGUAUUGUGCCAGUGAUGCCACGAGAUCGAAAGCCCAGUAAAGUGGACAUGCUGAAGGCUGCGACGGAGUACAUCCGGCUCCUCUCAGCAGUCCUCAAUCACUCCUCUGCCACUGGAAAUGGAAAUGCGAAUGUUUUCCUCGACACUGGAAUCAACUACUCAAGCAGUGAGACUGACUGUUCUGAUCUCUGGAGCAUUGAGGAUGCGCUGGAGUUGAAACCCUUUCUAUCUGAGGGCGUGAGCGUGGCUGCCCCACUGGUCACCAUGGCGACAGGAGCGGAUGAUGACAUUGAUCUCAACAACAUGACAGUACAGUGUGUCGUACCAAUGUACAUUGUUCAGGUUGGCUCAGAGCAAACCGUAGUAACAAGUACAAUCUCGUCUUAGACGCACACCUUCUUUUGGUGCCUUGAAUCAUUCACUUUUUUUCUAUAUGUGACUUUAAGAUCUUCUGUUUAUGCUAUUUGUGCCCUUUAUCUCUAAUAUUACUAAAAUAUUUGAAAUGUCAGCCAAGAAUGAGGAUUGAUAGCUGACUUGAUGCUGAGCUCUCAGGAGACUUUUUGUUGGAUUAUUUAUUUAUUCAUAAAUGUAAACUCCUUUAAUUAUAGGAGUAAUAUCUAUAUAAAGUUUAUUUUGAGUCUUUUCAGCUGCUUUAUGGUUUACAAAUUUGAAUAAAUUGUAAAUACUAAUUGUGAGGAAUACUAAUU